AACACGGCGUGCGAGCGCGCGCAUUGCACGUGCAUGGCGACUGCACGACUGACUGGAUGCCUCGCGCCCUCGGGGAAUGGCUUCGUCCGAGGAAGACAGCACUACCGUGGCCGCGCCUGAAGAUGAAUGCCUCAGUGUCCGAAAAUGGUGGUGCUUUCUCCUAUCGUCGAUUUUCACAUUCCUCGCGGGGUUUAUGGUGGUGCUGGCAUGGCGCGCGUGCACGUUCGUGUGCUGCCGCAAGGAGCCCGAGCUGGCUCCCAACGAUCCCAAACAGAAGGAGCAAAAGGCAGCGCGGCAGAACAAACAGGAGUUCGAGGGCACCUUCAUGACCGAGGCCAAGGACUGGGCCGGCGAACUCAUCUCCGGCCAAACCACCACCGGACGGAUACUGGUAGUGUUGGUGUUCAUCCUGAGUAUAGCAUCGCUGAUCAUCUACUUCAUUGACGCGUCCAGGAAUACUGAAAAGGUGGAGAAGUGCCAGAAAUGGAGUGACAAUAUUACUCAGCAGAUCGACCUUGCCUUUAACAUAUUUUUUAUGGUCUACUUUUUUAUACGAUUUAUAGCAGCUAGUGACAAACUAUGGUUCAUGCUCGAGAUGUAUUCAUUUGUAGAUUAUUUCACGAUACCCCCAUCCUUUGUAUCAAUAUACCUGGAUAGAACGUGGAUAGGGCUAAGGUUUCUCAGAGCUCUACGCUUAAUGACCGUGCCUGAUAUUUUGCAGUAUCUCAAUAUAUUAAAAACAUCGAGCUCAAUUCGUUUGGCGCAAUUAGUUUCGAUAUUUAUAUCCGUGUGGUUGACCGCUGCCGGCAUAAUUCAUUUGUUGGAGAACUCUGGCGACCCAAUGGAAUUUGACAACGCCCAAUCACUCCCUUAUUGGACGUGUGUCUACUUCCUAAUAGUUACCAUGUCUACAGUAGGUUACGGUGAUGUGUACUGUCAUACGGUUCUCGGCAGAACUUUCUUGGUGUUUUUUCUCCUCGUCGGCUUGGCGAUAUUUGCCAGUUGUAUCCCAGAGAUAAUUGACUUAAUCGGCACUAGACCCAAGUAUGGCGGCACCCUCAAGAAUGAGCGGGGACGCAGGCAUAUAGUUGUAUGUGGACACAUAACCUACGAAUCAGUGAGCCAUUUUUUAAAAGACUUCCUACAUGAAGACCGAGAGGAUGUAGACGUGGAGGUUGUUUUUUUACACAGGAAACCGCCCGACCUGGAGCUCGAGGGCCUCUUCAAGAGACACUUUACCACUGUGGAAUUCUUUCAAGGCACCAUUAUGAAUCCAAUCGACCUACAGAGGGUAAAAGUGCACGAAGCGGACGCCUGCCUUGUGCUAGCCAAUAAAUACUGCCAAGACCCCGACGCCGAAGACGCAGCCAAUAUUAUGAGAGUCAUUUCCAUCAAGAACUACUCUGAUGAUAUCAGGGUCAUCAUACAGUUGAUGCAGUACCACAAUAAGGCCUAUCUUCUGAACAUACCUUCGUGGGAUUGGAAGCAAGGAGACGACGUGAUCUGUCUGGCUGAGCUGAAGCUGGGUUUCAUCGCACAGAGCUGCCUCGCUCCGGGCUUUUCCACCAUGAUGGCUAACCUCUUUGCCAUGAGGAGUUUCAAGACGUCCCCCGACACACAAGCUUGGCAGAACGAUUACCUGCAGGGUACUGGCUGCGAGAUGUACACCGAAACAUUGUCGACCUCCUUCACGGGAAUGACCUUCCCUCAAGCGAGCGAAUUGUGCUUCACAAAAUUAAAACUACUCCUGCUCGCGAUUGAAAUCAAAGGUGAAGAGGGUGCAGAUAGCAAGAUAUCCAUCAAUCCCCGCAGCGCCAAGAUACAUGCCAACACCCAAGGUUUUUUCAUUGCACAGUCAGCAGAUGAAGUAAAAAGAGCUUGGUACUACUGUAAGGCCUGCCACGAGGACAUCAAGGACGAAACUCUUAUCAAGAAAUGCAAAUGCAAAAACUUGACCGCGCAGCGGAAGGUUGGAGCCGACCUAGAUGUCGGAAUGAUGAUGAUGCAGACCGGGAUGGUGAAACAAAAUCUUAAUACAUAUCGAGGUUUUCUCGACGAUGACCACCAUCCUCCCCCCACCUUCACGCCGCCAGAGUUGCCCAAGAAGGUCCAUGUUCGAGGUGAGAUUGCUAGAGAAAGAGGAGAGGAUAUCAGCUUAAUAAACCGGAACCAUCGAAAUGCGGCACCAGCGUCGUUACUGUCCCCAAUGGCCAAUCAGCUCAUGAACACAACUACCACGAGACAAGUCAAUAAAGUCAAACCAAAUGUGAACAGAGCACCACCGGACACGAAUCCUCAGGAUCAAGAUACGAAUUACCAGGCCUACCAUCUUGCCUACGAAGUGAAAAAACUCAUGCCCACAAGCAGAAGUAGUGGGGGUAACCAAAACAGCAAUGGCGUCAGUUUGCCAGCGGGCCUGGCAGACGACCAGUCGAAGGACUUCGACUUUGAAAAGACUGAAAUGAAAUACGACUCCACUGGCAUGUUCCAUUGGAGCCCAGCGAGGAAUCUGGAGGACUGUAUAUUAGACAGAAAUCAGGCGGCUAUGACGGUGUUAAAUGGCCACGUAGUAGUAUGUUUGUUCGCGGAUCCCGAUUCGCCCCUGAUCGGGUUAAGGAACCUGGUGAUGCCACUUCGUGCGUCCAACUUCCACUAUCACGAGCUGAAACAUGUCGUCAUCGUCGGCAGUGUAGAGUAUAUCAGACGGGAGUGGAAGAUGCUUCAAAAUCUACCUAAAAUAUCUGUACUGAAUGGUUCACCGCUAAGCCGGGCCGACUUGCGUGCAGUUAACGUGAACCUCUGCGACAUGUGCUGCAUUCUCUCAGCGAAGGUGCCAUCGAACGAUGACCCUACGCUGGCCGACAAGGAAGCUAUUCUGGCUUCGUUGAACAUCAAAGCAAUGACGUUUGACGACACGAUAGGAGUGCUCAGUGCGGGCACGACCAAUGGGAGUACAGGGAAUACGCAGCCGCCACCAGGGGCACCACCUGCGCCCGUUCUACUCCAGAGAAGAGGGUCUGUGUAUGGUGCCAAUGUGCCUAUGAUCACAGAACUGGUGAACGAUAGCAAUGUGCAGUUCCUUGACCAGGACGACGACGACGAUCCGGACACCGAACUGUACCUCACGCAACCGUUUGCGUGUGGCACAGCGUUCGCAGUUAGUGUGCUCGACUCUCUUAUGUCCACUACUUAUUUCAACCAAAAUGCCUUAACGUUAAUCCGGUCGCUGAUUACGGGCGGCGCCACUCCAGAGCUGGAGUUAAUCCUUGCUGAAGGAGCUGGACUCCGAGGUGGAUACUCCACAGUUGAGAGUUUAUCGAAUAGGGAUCGGUGUAGAGUGGGUCAGAUAUCACUUUACGACGGUCCACUGGCUCAAUUCGGUGAAGCUGGCAAGUAUGGAGAUUUAUUUGUGGCGGCACUGCGGGCAUAUGGCAUGUUGUGUAUCGGCCUCUACAGAUUCCGAGACACUUCGUCUUCGUGCGACGCGAGCAGUAAACGAUAUGUCAUCACGAAUCCGCCAGAUGACUUCUGUUUGUUACCCACGGAUCAGGUGUUCGUUCUAAUGCAAUUCGACCCCGGCGUGGAGUACCGAUCCAACCGGCGUGCGGGCUCAGCGACCGGUAGCAGCGGCAAAGACGACGCCUCCUGACUAUUGCUGUGCAGCGCCCUUACGGACGGGCCCUACUCCUACAUAUAGGAGCUCUGUCCCUCACCAUCACUGCGACAAUCCUGCUCGCAUACCCAACUUACAAAACCUCAAGCCCACAAACGUUGGCUCCGUUCCUUAUUUUAUACCUAUUCUCCCUUGACUGGGCGUUUAAUUUCAUCCGCUUGGCCUGUAAUUGGCGAUUAUUUCCUUUAUUUCACCCCGAAUUGCGUUCAUUUUGUUCUGACAAUCUCCAGUUUUUUACACGAAGACACAGCACUGCACUGCAACUCACACUUGAACUUUUGCACUCUUGACUGUUAGAAGAUUUAUAGAAGAUAAAUUCGAUAAUAACGUUCUUGGUUGCUGUUGAUGUGUGUUUGUGCUGAAUGUGAAAUAACAAGAUAAAACGAAGUGAAUCCAUAAAUUGCUGCUUACUUCGGCACUGUAAUCAAUCCAAAAGAAACAUGGAUCUUAUUAUAUAUUCCACACCAAGACCAUCUAUGGAAAGGAUCGCUACAUAUUAGUUGAUUAAAACCCUAUUUGGAAAGCUAUACCGUAAAACAUUUUCCUCAAUUACUGAUCUUCCGAGCAGCAAAGUCUCUGUAUGUAGGUACUUACACCUUUUAUUUUAGGCACAUCACAAUUUGAUUUCUUUUUUUCACACCAAGAAUGAAUUUACGUUACGAUCUAGUCUCAUAAUUAUUGAAAUAUGUAAGUAAAGUAGAUAUUUCAUGUAAAUUAUUUCAAAGGAGGUAAACUGCUCAAUAAAUAUGGACCUUUUAAACUUUUAAUUGCACGAAGUAAAUAAAACAAAAGGACAUUAUAUAGUACUGCAAUCCCGUAGCGAAUACUUAUCUUCAUUUAGAACACCAAUUUCUUAACUUUUAGCUUUUUCUCUUUCAAUUUAUUCUAUUACAUUUGUAUCUAAUUCUUAUCUGAAAUUUCUUAACAUUUUAAGCAUUUAAAAUAUUCAUCGACUGAUUGACAUUUUAGUAUAAGCAUUAUGCAUCACACAUCUUCGGGUAUUUUGGGGAAUAUACUCAUGUUACAUUAUGCUUAAGUUUUUUUUUAUUUUUUAUUGAUUUGACGGGGAAUUCCAAUAUUUAGUUGAUAAGUUUUCUUCUUUAAUCUUUUUCUGUAUUUUUCUAUAUGCACGUGUCGUAGAAUGCGUACAGUUCCAUUGCUCAUACUUUUUGGUUUUUUUUUUAUUAUUUACUAGUAAUAUUCUAAGUAAUGUAUAAAUUGUGGAAGGUUGGCCUGAACAGUGUCUUCAGUCUAGUAUCGACACACAUCGAUUGGUGUAGGAUAUUUUCUGUGUAGAUUAAGAAGUCGAUUGCCAAAACCGUAAGGAAUCUGCACAAAAAAUAUCAAUAUUCGAUUUGUGUCGACCAACUUCACGAUUUUAGUACCAC
This is a messenger RNA of Hyposmocoma kahamanoa, 5061 nucleotides long. RefSeq names its product calcium-activated potassium channel slowpoke (gene slo). Bases 77 to 3649 code for a protein of 1190 amino acids. NCBI's taxonomy places the organism in Eukaryota, Metazoa, Arthropoda, Insecta, Lepidoptera, Cosmopterigidae. Gene Ontology annotation, cellular component: postsynaptic membrane. Gene Ontology annotation, biological process: potassium ion transport; transmembrane transport. The transcript has 28 exons. The record is from RefSeq and is a predicted model, not a curated record. Gene Ontology annotation, molecular function: large conductance calcium-activated potassium channel activity.